AUGGAGAAAAAAAUAAGCAGAAUCUGCCUUGCUUCUACACCCGAUAUAAUUCAUUUUCUACAAGUAUCUUGGGAGAAAACACUAGGAUCUGGUUUUGUUGUUACACUUACUGACGGUCAGUCAGUGUGGACUGGGACAGUUUCUGCAUCAGAGAUUUCCCAAGAAGCUGAUGACAUGGCAAUGGAAAAAGAGAAAUAUGUUGAUGAACUGAGAAAAGCAUUGGUGUUGGGAGCAGGACCAGCUGAUGCAUACAAGUUUAAUUUUUCUGAAGAUUCUGGUCAUUUCUCCUUUGAGAAAAACCUGAAAAAUGUUUUAUUUAGACUUGGUUCCUUCAACCUAGAGAAAGUUGCAAACCCAGCUGAGGUCAUUAGAGAACUUAUUUGUGACUGCCUGGAUACCAUCACAGAAAACCAAGCCAAAAACCAGCACCUGAAGAAAGAAAAUGAAAGGCUUCUGAGAGACUGGAAUGACGUUCAACAACGAUUUGAUAAAUGUGUGAAUGCUAAGGAAACUUUGGAGACUGAUCUUUAUAGACGGUUUAUUCUGGUGCUGAAUGAGAAGAAAGCAAAGAUCAGAAGCUUACAUAAAUUGUUAAAUGAAGUUCAAGAACUAGAGAAGAGCACUAAGCAUGACAGGGAAACUGCAACCUGUUCUCAAGUGAGUGUUGGCAGAGAUGCAAUCUAUGAUGCAAAUACUGAUGAGGAAAAUGAAAACCGGCCAGAUCCUUCUCUGUUAGCUCCAGCCACUUUAAUAGAAGAUGAUUCUAUUAUUUCAAGUCCUGAUGUCACUGAUAUUGCACCAAGUAGAAAAAGGAGGCAGCGGAUGCUAAAGACUCUUGGACCAGAACCUAAAAUGGCCUCUCAGGAGCAUCAGCUUCAAGAAAAAGAAAACAGUAGGUUUGAUCUUUCACUACCUCAGAUGGUGAAAAAGGAGCACAGCUCAACUGAAAACAUGUCUUUAGAAACUCUAAGAAACACCAGUCCUGAAGACCUCUUUGAUGAGAUUUAA
Molecule: messenger RNA, 1008 nt
Organism: Orycteropus afer afer
Lineage: Eukaryota; Metazoa; Chordata; Mammalia; Tubulidentata; Orycteropodidae
Source: RefSeq, a predicted model, not a curated record